Messenger RNA from Hibiscus syriacus, 1380 nucleotides. RefSeq names its product protein HIGH CHLOROPHYLL FLUORESCENCE PHENOTYPE 244, chloroplastic-like. The transcript has 8 exons. NCBI's taxonomy places the organism in Eukaryota, Viridiplantae, Streptophyta, Magnoliopsida, Malvales, Malvaceae. The record is from RefSeq and is a predicted model, not a curated record. The coding region runs from base 119 to 1312 and encodes 397 amino acids.
UCUCUCUCUCUCUCUCUCUCUCUCUCUCUCUCUCUCUCAGCCGAGUAAAAGGAGCAGAGUAAAAGGAGCAGAGCAAAAGUCAAUACACAUACACACAACUAGCAAAGCAAAAUCAGCAAUGGCGUUGAGACUCCCCACUCAGCUGGCGACACGUGGCACAUUCCACCACCACCACAACAAUUCCAGAACUGCAACCACCACUGUGCUUUCAUGGCGGCGGACUCUAACGCCGGACGCUCUACCAAUCCCCUCCUCCACCUCUCUAACCACCAAGAAAUCGCAUGUGCAGCAAAUGGUGACUUGCAGUGCCAGUGGAAGUGCUCAGGCUGUGAAUUUGGCUCCGGGGACUCCCGUCAGGCCGACCAGCAUACUAGUCGUUGGCUCCACCGGAACUCUCGGGAGACAAAUCGUGAGACGCGCGCUCGACGAAGGGUACGACGUAAGGUGCCUUGUUCGGCCGAGACCUGCUCCUGCCGACUUCCUUCGUGACUGGGGUGCCACCGUUGUCAACGCAGACCUUAGUAAACCAGAGACAAUUCCUGCAACAUUGGUCGGCGUCCAUACGGUUAUCGAUUGUGCCACGGGCCGUCCGGAAGAGCCUAUCAAAACGGUAGAUUGGGAAGGAAAAGUUGCCCUUAUACAGUGUGCAAAAGCAAUGAGGAUUCAGAAAUAUGUGUUCUUUUCCAUUCACAAUUGUGAUAAGCAUCCCGAAGUUCCACUAAUGGAGAUCAAGUAUUGCACUGAAAAGUUCCUUCAGGACUCCGGCUUACCCCACAUCACGAUCCGGCUUUGCGGUUUCAUGCAAGGGCUUAUCGGCCAAUAUGCAGUGCCUAUACUGGAAGAGAAGUCCGUAUGGGGGACAGAUGCUCCGACUAGAAUUGCCUACAUGGACACACAGGAUAUUGCUCGAUUGACGUUUAUAGCUUUGCGCAACGAGAAAGUUAAUGGCAAGCUUCUCACAUUUGCUGGUCCUCGUGCUUGGACAACCCAAGAGGUGAUAGCAUUAUGCGAGAGGCUCGCAGGGCAAGAUGCAAACGUUACCACGGUUCCGGUUACCAUCUUAAGAUUCACACGACAGCUGACUCGGUUCUUCGAGUGGACUAAUGACGUUGCUGAUCGAUUGGCAUUUUCGGAGGUUCUUACGAGUGACACGGUUUUCUCGGCACCGAUGAUGGAGACGUACAAUCUUCUCGGUGUCGACUCGAAGGAUAUAGUUACACUGGAAAAGUAUCUGCAGGAUUACUUCACCAACAUUUUGAAGAAACUGAAAGACAUCAAAGCUCAAUCGAAACAAACCGACAUCAUAUUUUGAAAGGAAAAAACCUACAUGUAAGCAAAGAUACAAAGUCGGGGUAAAACUUUUGUUGAUGGUCUGACCUU